UCUCUGGGAGCCAGCAUAUAAAAGCGCUGAGGGGCCUGGUGCCUCACACAGACCACCAGUCCCAGCCCCGAGUCUGCUCCUUUACCCACCCACUGCCACAGUCAUCAUGUCUGCCGGAGGAGAGAAAUCCAAGUCUGCUUCCCAGACUGACGGGAAGGCGGCUCAGAACAAGAUGUCUGAUAUGGGCAACAUGUCCUACAAGAUGUGUGUGUACGACCAGGAGAACUUCCAGGGCCGCUGCAUUGAGAUCACCAACGAGUGUAUGAAUGUGUGUGACAUGGGAAUGGACAAGGUGCGCUCCCUGCGCGUCACCUGCGGGCCCUUCGUGGGCUAUGAGCAGAUGAACUUCUGUGGGGAGAUGUUCAUCCUGGAGAAGGGCGAGUACCCCCGCUGGGACUCCUGGAGCAACUGCCAGAAGAACGACUACCUGCUGUCCUUUAGGCCUGUCCGCAUGGACCCAGAGAAGCACAAAAUCUGCCUGUAUGAGGUCGGAGAGUUCAAGGGCCGUAAGAUGGAGAUCAUGGACGAUGAUGUCCCCAGCCUGUUUUCUUAUGGUUUCACCGACAGAGUGGGCAGCAUCAUGGUCAGCUGUGGAACCUGGGUUGGUUACCAGUUCCCCGGCUACCGUGGCAGCCAGUACCUGCUGGAGAAGGGGGAAUUCAGGCACUUCAACGAGUUUGGCGCCUGCUACCCCCAGAUGCAGUCCAUUAGGCGCGUCCGCGACAUGCAGUGGCACCCACACGGCUGCUACACCAUGUCCUCCAAGUGAAACCCGGCGAGGGCGAGAAAGAGAGGGAUCGGAGGAGAGAUGGAUGCCGAGGGCGGGCAUGGAGAUGGAGGGGGUGGCAGGGGAGGGAGGACGAAGAAGGAGAGGAGGAGGGAGCGGGUGUAAUAUUUUCUCCUCUGUCCCAAAAUCCCUUUGUGGAUUGAAUGCAUGAUGGAGGUAAUGCAGUAGGUUGUUAUUUUUAGUUGUCGGAACAUUGUAAUCUAGCGAGCAAUGAAAAGUUAUUCAAAGUGAAGGAGCGGAGGAGAUAAUUACAUGGACCGUCGAGAC
Messenger RNA from Etheostoma spectabile (orangethroat darter), 1054 nucleotides. RefSeq names its product beta-crystallin B1. Gene Ontology annotation, molecular function: structural constituent of eye lens. The transcript is spliced from 6 exons. The coding region runs from base 107 to 769 and encodes 220 amino acids. Gene Ontology annotation, biological process: lens development in camera-type eye; visual perception. NCBI's taxonomy places the organism in Eukaryota, Metazoa, Chordata, Actinopteri, Perciformes, Percidae. The record is from RefSeq and is a predicted model, not a curated record.